CCAAACGGUUUUAUUUAUCAGUUGUCUAUUAGACGCAACUGGUUAUUAAUUCGGCGCGCUCAUACAUUCCGUUCUAUCGAUCAUACGGCAAGAUCGUUGCGAUCGUUGUCCGGGUUUUUUCCAUCGUCUUCGUACUUACUACGUCUACGUAUAUUUGGUUCAUUUUACAGUUUGCUGCCGCGAACACGAGUUUCUCAAAUUGGUUUCAACGUGCGAGUUGAUUCGUUUGAGUUUUAGCGAAAUUUUCCAGUUGCAGUUUUCUUCCUCUUGAAGGUGGAAUUUUUCACUGAUACCGUUUCCUUUAUUUACGAGAAGCUGCGCUAAUUCAUCGCAAAUAAUGGCGAGCACAGAGGCAGAAAACGGAAACGACCUAAGCGAGAUACAGAAAUUUUUCGACAACAAUUCGGUAUUCUUAACCGGCGGUACAGGCUUUUUAGGUAAUCUGUUGUUGGAGAAAUUGUUACGUGCCUGCCCCGGAAUAAAGAAAAUUUAUGUAUUAACCAGAGAGAAGAAAGGAAAAGACCCGAACGAACGUUUUAAAGCAAUUUUCGACGAUGUGCUAUUUGAGCGAAUGAAACUGGAAUGUCCCGAUUACGCGACCAAGGUACGGGCGAUAAUCGGAGACUGCAUGAAGCCGAAUUUAGGACUAAGCGAACAAGACAGAAAUAUAUUGAUAAACGAGGUAAACACGGUAUUCCACGUAGCAGCCACAGUUCGUUUCGACGCUCAUCUCAGAACAGCGGUCAACAUAAAUAUCAGAGCUACUAACGAUCUACUCGAAAUCGCACAUUCGAUGAAACACCUCAAGGCCUUUAUACACGUUUCGACCGCAUACUCGAACUGCGCCGAACGUAAAGUGGUCGAUGAAAAAUUCUACGUACCUCCGGUCUCACCAGACGCAUUAAUGAAACUCACAGAUUCACUUUCAGACGAAAUAAUCGAACGGAUUACUCCCCAAUUGAUAAAACCUUGGCCUAACACAUACGCAUUUACCAAAGCCAUAGCCGAAGAUGUAGUUCGAACAAAAGGCAAAGCGAUGCCUCUAUCAAUCGUACGACCAGCCAUAGUCAUUGCAACCGCUAAAGAGCCGAUAGCCGGAUGGAUCAAUAAUUUUUACGGCCCCACUGGUGUAGUUGCCGGAGCUGGUUUAGGUUUAUUAAGAACCAUUCACGCCGACGGAGAUUGUAUAGCGGAAUUAGUUCCUGCUGAUAACGUUGUAAAUGCAAUUAUAGCCGCCGCUUGGGAUAUUAAUAAAAAUUGGGAACAGCCAGAAAAACUCAUAACCGCAGAAGAAAACGAACAAAAACCCGCCAAAGACUUUAAUGAAAUACCAAUUUAUAACUACGUAUCGUCAAAUUCGAAACCAUUAAAAUGGAAGGAAUUUAUGGCCUAUAAUGAACUAGCAGAGCCUGAAAUCCCUUCUGUAUUAGCGAUAUGGAUUUACGGUCUGACCAUAAACAAGCACAAAAGUAUACAUCAACUAUACUGCAUAUUUUUACAUCUGAUACCAGCCCUAAUAGUAGACACAUUCGCCAGAAUAAUCGGAAAAGAGCCAAAAUUAUGGAACGCGUACCAAAAAAUUCACAAAUUCUCCGAUGUCAUAUCGUAUUUCAGCACCAAACAGUGGACAUUCUUGGACUCCAACACCAAAGACUUAUUCAACAGAUUAGAUAUCAAAGACAAACGACUGUUUGAUUUCGAUUUAACCAAAUUAGACUGGAAACAAUACUUCUACUACCAUAUUCGAGGAAUACGCGUGUACUUGGUCCACGAUAGCUUAGACACCGUUCCCAAAGGAUUAGAGAAAAGAAGAAGAUUAAUGAUUGCCCAUUACUCGUUGGUCACGCUGUUCUGGUGCUUUUUAUUGUAUGUCGCUUUUCUAAUAUGCGGAUGGAUUUUUAAAUAGAUUAUAAUCAAUUUCUCACUUUAAUAAAAUAUCGAUUCUUUUUUUUUUGUAUGAAUGUACAUAUACCUAUAAUAGAAUGCUACUGUAAUAUUUUCUUGUUUUUUACUGUAUCUAUACCGGGAUUUAUGCCGUGUAAAAUUUUUUUGUUUCUUUUUUUGUACUUUGGUAUCUAUGUGAUUUAUUUAUAACAAUUCGUACGUAUAAAUGAAAAAUAAAUAUUUUUCUUCUUGUUAA
Molecule: messenger RNA, 2140 nt
Organism: Planococcus citri (citrus mealybug)
Lineage: Eukaryota; Metazoa; Arthropoda; Insecta; Hemiptera; Pseudococcidae
Product: fatty acyl-CoA reductase wat-like
Exons: 11
Coding region: 338-1906 (522 amino acids)
Biological process (GO): long-chain fatty-acyl-CoA metabolic process
Cellular component (GO): peroxisome
Molecular function (GO): alcohol-forming very long-chain fatty acyl-CoA reductase (NADP+) activity
Source: RefSeq, a predicted model, not a curated record